GACCCAACUGUCACGACACUGGCGCGUGGAUUUUACAAACGUUGAGUCCCGAUGUAAACAACCGCAUCUGUAUUAUAGACGUGCGAACACACAGUUGAACUUGUUAGUCUUUACUUGUUUUUUAAAACAGUUUGCAUUCGAAUUUAGUGCAUCUCUUUAUUUUAUUAUAAUGUUAACUGAAAACAAUCUCCAAAAAUUUGAUGCAGCACACCAAAGCUCUAACUAUAACAUGAACAAACUUUGCCGGCAAGUGUCUAUUGAAUCGCCUGCUGGAUCUAGCAGCGAAUGUGUUUUCAACUUCGAAGUCCCAGUUCCAGAAGUACCACCAAAUGGUGCACGCAUUCGGGUUGUGUGUGCUGGAGCUUGUUAUAGAAUGAGAAAUAGGUCUCCAUCAACCUCAAGCAUAUCUUCAGUUCAGUCAACUGAAGAAUCAUAUUAUUCGGGAAAUCAUGGUAUUCGCGAUGGUGCUUUGUUCCCUGGCUAUGAGGUAUCUGGAAUAAUCGAUGCACUUGGGAGUGAAGUCAAACCUACAGAUGACAUUGCUGAGAAUAAAAGAGUUAUUUUGUACCCAUAUGAUGGGAUUCCACACGGUUAUGCUGAAUACAUUGUUGUUCAUGAUGUAUCUUUCUUAGUACCAAUACCCGAUAAUUUACCAUUGGGUGUCGCCGCUAUGCUUCCAACUGGAGCGUUGUUAGCCAAAAGUGCUGUUUUCACAGCUCAUAAAUACGUAAUGGAUUUGUUAAAAAAACGACCUGAUGAUCAGAUUUGUAGAAUUUUAAUUGUUGGGACUGGAGGUCUAGCCCUUUGGGCAAUACGCAUUUCAGAACACCAUUUCAAGUUUCCAGAACAGUAUAAAGAUAGAGUACAAAUAACUGUUGCAAGUCUGAAGGAUGAUGGAUUCAAACUAGCCAAUGAAUUGGAAAACAUAACUCUUGUCCAGUGGAAUGAAGAAGUACAUGAAAAACAACUUAUUGACAGAACUAAGGAUGCUUGUAAGGGGCUAGUUGACAUCGUUAUUGAUUUUGGCACUACAUCUCGAUCAUUGCAUAGGUCUUUGCAAUGUCUCAAUACUGGUGGAGUCGUGCUUGUUAGUGAGGAAGUAGCAGAACGUUUGUUACCCAAAUUUUCUACGCUAAUUAACAAAACCAAUCAAAAAAUCGAAGCCGUAUCAAGUGGUUCUAUUGAACAACUUAAGGAAGUUGUAGCGCUUGUUGCUUCUGGCGAGAUUAUACCACCUCCGCAUACUGAAUUUUCUCCUGAGGAGGCUUCUACAGUCGUGCAAAAGCUUUGCCGAUCAGAAAUUCCCGGAAGGGCUAUACUUCGUUUUCAGAACAUUCACUAAAUUGCACAGAUAAAUAUUUUUUACUUUUUCUGUAUUUUAAUGAUAUUUAAUAUUCACCAAAAAUAUUUUAAUGUCAUUAUGUAUUUAGAGACCUGCAUAUGUAUUAAAUUGGUAUACGCAUACACCCAGAGUAUUCCAAUGUAUACCGAUAAAAUGAGUUUAAUUUUUUUUUCAUCCAUUUAGAAUUUACCUUAAGCUGUAAAUGUUGAUCAUCACAGCUAACUCACUUUAUCGGUGCCCAUGUUUUUGUGAUCUAAAGUAUUUAUGGCUAAAUUGGUAUUAAAGAAUUCUAGUAUACAAUGUUUUUUAAAGUAUUACUACUACGAAAUACAUCUGCAUUUAUAAUUAGGAUCACUUCAAAAGUUCGUAUGUAUACAUUUAAUUGGUUUAUCUUUAUUUCACUGUAUUAUUAUGUAAAUAUUUUCUUAAUAUAUUGUAUAAAUAACGUU
This is a messenger RNA of Tribolium madens (black flour beetle), 1791 nucleotides long. RefSeq lists its product as uncharacterized. Gene Ontology annotation, molecular function: alcohol dehydrogenase (NADP+) activity. NCBI's taxonomy places the organism in Eukaryota, Metazoa, Arthropoda, Insecta, Coleoptera, Tenebrionidae. Bases 170 to 1342 code for a protein of 390 amino acids. The transcript has 5 exons. The record is from RefSeq and is a predicted model, not a curated record. Gene Ontology annotation, biological process: alcohol metabolic process.